Misgurnus anguillicaudatus (oriental weatherfish) is the source of this 1914-nucleotide messenger RNA. Lineage: Eukaryota; Metazoa; Chordata; Actinopteri; Cypriniformes; Cobitidae. The record is from RefSeq and is a predicted model, not a curated record.
GAUUCCAAAUGAAUGUCCAAAAAACUUGUAAUAUGUUAAAUCGAAAGUUUAAUCAUUGUUGUGACUGUCUCGCAGCCCAGCGCUGCGUCCGUGUAUAUGCGCAUGUGAAAAGCAUACGCGUGAUGACCUUGCAACUUAAAUUACCCUUAAUUUAUUGCCAUACAGAUAAAAGUAAAAUAACAUUCGAAACUAAAAAUUUUUUUUUAAUUUGUUUAAACUCACAAUAAGGAGAAAACCUUGUGCUUAUUUAAAAUCAUUAAAAACAUGACGUGCUUUCUGCUGCUUUGGUUUAACAGCGCGUCACAAAAAAGAACAGCAACUCAAAUACUUUUUUAAUUGUCAAUCUGAUAAUUAUAACAUAUUUCGUGUAGGCUUAUUUAUUUUAUUAUUAUUUAUCAAAACAGACGUAGCCAUCAUCUGUUGAUUUAAAUCUAUUUGUGCAUGAAACUAAACCCAUGGGGGAAAUGAUGAUAUUUUAGGAGAUUUAUUUAUGAGUGAACAACGCGAAUCCAGAAAGGAAUUUAUUUCUUUAAAACAGGGCGGACAUUUCGGUAGCUUUAUUUAUUUUGCGAGCUGCCGCCGUGGGUUUGUCUAGAAGGGAUACAGAAAAUGCCGAAAAGUUUAGAAUUAGAUUUGGAGGUAGGAUUUUUAGGAUGAAAACAGCGUCUCUGGCUAAAUGAGAUACAAAUACAUCCUACAAUCCUGUGGAAUUUUGUGUUUAGAGUUGGGUUUGGGUGAAGGAUUAGGAUAAAACAUUGCUCAUCCGGCGAGAUUUCGUUUGCUGUAUCCCUUCUAUACACAACCGCAGGCGUGGAGGGGAUGUUUUAGGCGAGGCGGCCCGCCACGGUUGAAUGUGUAUAGCGGAAACACUGGCAGAGCUCUGCCCUGAUAAGGUUUCCUGAUAAGUCUUUGGCAGUCAGUGAACACUCUGCAGUUUCGUGGUCUCUGAUCAUUUGAUUUCUGUGUUUAUCAGAAGUAUCAGCCAGACGACAAGUUUGUACACCAGCUGAUACGAUGGGAAGCAUGCGAUUUCCUGCAUUGAUCUUUGUACUUUUCUACAGUAAGGUGCUAUUGGCUAUAGCUGAUGAAGUGAUAAAAUUAGACCGGUUUCCUGAAUUUGUGGAUUACAAAAGAUGCCGGGAUAAGAUGCUUCAAAGAGUCAUAAAACCAGGAGGUCUGCUGCAAACAGAGCUCAACAACAAUAACGAUUUUAAGUUGAUGUGGAAAGCUAAUGCAACAUGUGGGACGAAGAUUCCAGGUGGAACACAAGAGCACAUGGCUGCAUUGAAGAGCUAUGCAGAUGCUAAUAGAAGAUUUCAUAAAUCUUUCAACACACAACUUAAUAACAAGGGCACGAACAUCACAAUGUACCAAGAUCAGUUUUCCUUCAAAUCUCUUCACUUCCUACUGACAGAUGGCAUGCAACUUUUAAGCAAAUGCCGUAAUGUGUAUUCUGGCACAGAGAAAAAGUACAAUAUAGCAGUUGGUGAUAAAAUCAGAUUUGGGAGUUUUUUUCCAGCACAUCUGUCAUUUAGUGAUGCACAUGAGGAGGCAGUAGACAGUGAUGGGACCAUUUUUAACAUCACUUCUUGUACUGUGGUCAGUCUUGAUGAAAGUGGGUGUGGGUCAGAUGAAAUCGAUCUGCUAAUAUCCCCCGAUGAAGCUUUCAAAGUUGAGGACAUCAGGAAAGCUGGUUCUAAAGAUGAAGAAAUUACAAUGGUAAUCUUAAAGCCAUCUGCUUUCCGCAGCUCUUCUGACUGUAGCAACCUGUUCAGCUCGUCCACAUCUGAUGAAUCCUCUUCUAAAUUUCUGAUGACUGUCUUUUUGAUGGUGUGCAUUUACACACUGGCUCUGUAAAUAUAUAAAUAAUUCUGUAUUGUCUUGAAGAUGCUAAACUCAUAGAAAAUUAAAAGC